GAUGACGGAGGAGAGGUAGAAGAAGACACUGGGAGCUGCCAGCAUCGUCUCAUACUGACGGAGGACACAAAGCCGCGGUGCCUUAGAUUGAACAGUUGGAGAUUAUUAGCAUGUGAUAAACCGACUCUAAUGCUGGUGCUGUGGUCGUGUAUGUGCCGCUCGUCUUUGAUGGUUUGACAGCUCCGUGUCCGCGAUAUGGAGACGCCGGGGAGGAUAGUCAUCACACCGGACGCCCUGGACUUCACCGUGGAAAACGUAGAGAAGGCCCUCCAUCAGCUUUACUAUGACCCGAAUAUAGACAACAAAAAUCUGGCACAGAAAUGGCUGAUGCAGGCCCAGGUCUCACCUCAGGCCUGGCAGUUUUGUUGGGCUCUCCUUGGCCCAGACAAGGUGCCGGAGAUUCAGUACUUUGGUGCCAGUGCACUCCACACCAAGAUCUCUCGGUACUGGUCAGACAUUCCCACAGACCAGUACGAGUCUCUGAAAAGUCAGCUGUUUUCACAAAUUGCCUGCUUCUCCAGCGGCUCCAAGAUGGUGCUCACCCGACUGUGUGUGGCCCUGGCAUCUCUGGCCUUGAACACGAUGCCAGAGGCCUGGCCCAGUGCUGUAUCAGAGAUGGUGCGGGUGUUUCAGGAGGAGGGGGGUGGGGUGGAUGGGCGGGCACGCUGCCUUGCCCUGCUUGAGCUGCUCACGGUGCUCCCUGAAGAGUUUCAGACCAGCCGACUGCCACAGUAUCGCAAGGGACAGGUUCGGGGUGCCUUGGGGAAAGAGUGGGGGGCAGUGUGUCCUUUGCUUCAGCAGCUGUUGCAGCGGACAGAUAGUCCUGGGGCAGUGAAGGCUCGGGUGCUGCGCUGCCUGUCGUCAUGGGUGCUGCUGGAUGUGCCUAUAAACGAGAGCGAGAGCCUGGUGCACGACUGCUUUAGUGCCCUGUCUGACCCGGAGCUCUUCGACACGGCUGUAGAGGCCAUUGUCAAUGCCAUCUCACAGCCUGACUCCCAAAGAUACACAAACACUUUACUGAAAAUGGUUCCCCAAGUGCUUGCCCUUCAGGACCAGCUCCGAGAGGCGGUACAGACUGGAGACAUGGAGACCUGUCAUGGCAUCUGCAGGAUUGCGGUCACACUUGGGGAAAAUCACUCCAGAGCUCUUCUAGAGCAGGUGGACCACUGGCAGAGCUUCCUGGCUUUAGUCAACAUGAUCAUGUUUUGUACUGGCAUUCCAGGCCACUAUCCAGUUAACGAAACUACCAGUUCCCUAACACUUACUUUUUGGUACACCUUACAAGAUGAAAUCAUGUCCUUUGAGUCGGACAAGCAGACGGUGUAUCUGCAGGUCUACAGGCCGGUCUAUUUUCAGCUGGUGGAUGUGCUGCUCCAUAAAGCACAGUUCCCCUCAGACGAGGAGUACGCCUCGUGGUCCUCUGACGAAAAGGAACAGUUCAGAAUCUACCGGGUGGACAUCUCCGACACCCUCAUGUAUGUGUAUGAGAUGCUGGGAGCUGAGCUGCUGAGUAACCUCUAUGACAAACUAGGACGACUGCUCACCAACACAGAACAACCCACAUCAUGGCAGCACACUGAGGCUUUGCUCUAUGGCUUCCAGUCCAUAGCCGAGACAAUAGAUGUGAAUUACUCAGAUGUUAUUCCCGGUUUAAUAGGACUCAUCCCUAGAAUAAAUAUCAACAAUGUGCAGCUCGCCGACACAGUCAUGUUCACUAUUGGUGCUCUGGCUGAGUGGUUGGCGGACCACCCGGUCAUGCUUAGCAGUGUACUGCCUUUGGUGCUCCAGGCCUUAGGAAACCCUGACCUCUCUGUAUCUUCAGUCUCUACUUUAAAGAAAAUCUGUAGAGAGUGUAAAUAUGACCUGCCACCCUACGCAACCAAUAUAGUAGCUGUUUCUCAGGAGGUACUUAUAAAACAAAUCCAUAAGACCAGUCAGUGUAUGUGGCUGAUGCAGGCUCUUGGCUUCCUGCUAUCGGCGCUCCCAGUGGAGGACAUCUUAAGGAACCUUCACUCCCUCAUCACCCCUUACAUUCAGCAGCUCGAGAAACUGGCGGAUGAAACGCCAAAUCCAUCCAAUAAGCUAGCCAUUAUCCAUAUCUUGGGCCUGCUGUCUAACCUGUUUACGACACUGGACAUCAGCAAACAGGACGAUGACUCAGGGGAUGGCUCUGCGCCUCCUGUCAAGUCCACUCCACAACCACCUGGUCCCAACCCGGUGGUAGUAGUUUUGCAACAGGUUUUUGCUCUCAUACAAAAGGUACUCAGCAAGUGGCUCAAUGACUCACAAGUAGUAGAGGCGGUGUGCGCAAUCUUUGAGAAAUCCGUAAAGACCCUGCUUCAUGACUUUGCACCGAUGGUUUCUCAACUCAGUGAGAUGCUUGGACAGAUGUACAGCACCAUCCCUCAAGCCUCAGCUCUAGACCUCACCAGACAGAUGGUACAUAUCUUUGCCAGUGAGACGGACCAUUUUCCGCCCAUCAAAGCUCUGUUUGAGCAUGUUACCUCAGUAACGCUGUCCAUCUUCCAGCAAGGACCCAGGGAUCAUCCUGAUAUUGUUGAUUCAUUUAUGCAACUCCAAGCUCAGGCUCUCAAGCGAAAACCCGAUUUAUUCUUGUCUGAAACUCUUGAUGUGAAGGCGGUGUUCCAUUGUGGAAUCUUGUCGCUAAAGUUUCCAGAGGCUCCAACUGUCAAGUCAACUUGCUUCUUCUUUACUGAGCUGUUACCCCACUGCUAUGAUGUGCCCCCAGUGGCCAGGAUAGUUGAGCAAGAGGGUAAACUGUUGCUUCAGGCAGUUUUGGAGGGCAUUGGGGGCGGAGCAUCUCGAAGCCUGAUGGACCAGUUUGCAGAAGUGCUAUUUGCUCUGAACAAGCACUGUUUUGCACUGCUCAAUGUUUGGUUGAAGGAGGCGCUGCAGCCGCCUGGUUUUCCCUCUUCACGGGUCACAACGGAACAGAAAGACCGUUUCUGUCAGCAGAUACUUAGAGAACGAGUAAACAAAAGGAAGGUGAAAGAGAUGGUGAAAGAGUUUACUCUACUGUGCCGAGGGCUUCAUGGGACAGAGUACGCUGCUGAGUACUGACUUUACUUUGAAGGGUCUCGUAAUCAUGACCUCUGGAUCCCACAGCAGUUAUCACACCUAUGAAGACAACAUGAAAUGAUUGUAAUUACAAUACUCCAUUCACUGCAGGAUGAGACCCACACCGACCUAUUAUCCACUGUGGCUUUUGGGAUGCAGCCCUCUGCUUCAGUUUCUUCUGAUUGUUAUUUCAAAGUCUUUAGGGGAGCAGCAGUCCCAGCAUGCUGCCUUAUGUCUCCUAUCUUCUCGUUCUGCCUUUCUUGAUCUUCCCGUGGUUCUGAGGUUGUUUCCUAGUGAUUAGCAUUGAUAUGAAGUGGUAGUGGUAUCAUACAUAACUACUUCAAAUGAAUUAUAUUAGUGUACUCUGCAUAUAUAUAUUUAUAUAUAUAUACACACACACUUAUAAAUGUAUGGAGGUUGUCAGUCCUGCUGCUAAUGACAAGAAGUAUGCCAAAAGUUCAAAGAAGGAAUCUACAAGAAAAGAAAAUCACUAAACAAACUUCACCUGACAUGGUUUAUAACCUGUUUGCAUUUGCCAAAUCAUUUUUCUGUGACUUGCUUUUGUUGGACUUAACUCCUGAUGGUAUGAGUGGAGUAAACCAGACUGUUUUGGACUACAGGUCUAAUGGUCCCAAAUACAUUUUCAUAAUUUCUUAAGCUACAUUUACUCUACAGGAAAUUGAAAUAAAUUAUUGUAGUUCAAAGAUAAUAAUGUUACAGUAACAAAGAAGGGACAGAAGCGAUUAGUUAUCCUCAAGUUGAAAUGGUUAGUCAAUAUAAUCCUGCAAAAAUUAAUCAAAAUGUGUAAAUUAUUGUUAUUACUGAACACUUGUGUGUUUAUAAACAUAUGUAUGCCUGUGUGAAAGGUAAUGUGCACUUCCUUUUCACUUGUGCACUUAUAAUGGACCUACAAAUGCAUAUGUACCCUUAUUGUUUUAGCAAAGAGCUUUCAUUUUACUAUACUCAUUUAUACUACUCAGCAUCUUACCGGGCAUAUUCUAUUUUAUCACUACUCAAUUACACAUAUCUUAUCAUUAAAGGGCCAGUCAGUGAUGAUCAAAUAUCAUCUAUUUAUCUAUUCUCUACCGACUGUUGCCCUUAUGCUUAUAUGAGUAAGGACCCAAAAAGGUUUUGGGUUACUGCCUUGGAGCGGACCAAGAAGGAUUAGGAGUUAGUAGAGAAAUGCAUUGGGAGUAACACAAAUCUUUGCUUAACUGUUCUUGUAAGAUAUUGUAAGUGAAGUGAUGUGAUGGUUGUAUAAAGUAGAAAGCCCAGUGGAUAUCUAUUAGCACUCAGUCAGCAUUGAAAUGUACUACUAUGUGCUCUAACUUAAUCUCAGUCUAAUCCUUCUGUCUUAUCCAAGGUGCCUGCAAACAUGUAGCAUGUAUAUGUGUUUUGUGGGGUGGGGUCCGGGGGCAAGAGACAAGGCAAAGGCAUAUUGUAGAUGCCCAAGAAGAUGUAGACUUUGAAUCAGCUGUCCUGCCAGUUAGAUAAAAUAAAACUGUGAAUAAUUGGUGGCUCUACCUUUGUUCUGCAUCAAUGAAAGUGGUGGUUGUCACAGUUAUUACUAAGUUGUAUGUGGAAGAGGGGAGGGCGAUAUAAAAUGUACAUUGUUUUUGUACCUUGGCUUUAAUUUAUUAAAUAUAUCUAAGACUGUAA
This is a messenger RNA of Periophthalmus magnuspinnatus, 4737 nucleotides long. Its product is annotated as importin-13-like. Gene Ontology annotation, molecular function: small GTPase binding. The transcript has 23 exons. The record is from RefSeq and is a predicted model, not a curated record. Bases 196 to 3081 code for a protein of 961 amino acids. Gene Ontology annotation, biological process: protein import into nucleus. NCBI's taxonomy places the organism in Eukaryota, Metazoa, Chordata, Actinopteri, Gobiiformes, Gobiidae. Gene Ontology annotation, cellular component: nuclear membrane; cytoplasm.